Fraxinus pennsylvanica is the source of this 1272-nucleotide messenger RNA. Lineage: Eukaryota; Viridiplantae; Streptophyta; Magnoliopsida; Lamiales; Oleaceae. The record is from the annotation of a GenBank genome assembly.
AUGGAAAAGGAACACGUGACUGCUGAAACUCUGGUGCUUGUAAAAGAUCUUCUCAGAAAAUAUCCUCAAUGGAGUCAUGACUGUAUCGCAGUUGUUGGGAAUAUCAGUAGCAAAAAUGUCCAGGAAACCAAAGCCAAGGCAGCUCUAAUUUGGAUGCUAGGGGAAUAUGCUCAAGAAAUGCAGGAUGCUCCAUACAUUUUAGAGAGUCUUAUCGAGAACUGGGAUGAGGAGCACUCUGCAGAGGUUCGUUUACAUCUUCUUACAGCAAUAAUGAAGUGUUUCUUAAGAAGGCCACCAGAGACUCAGAAGGCCCUGGGAGCUGCUUUAGCUGCUGGUCUGGCUGAUUUUCAUCAGGAUGUUCAUGAUAGGGCCUUAUUCUACUAUAGGCUUUUAAAGUACAAUGUAUCUGUAGCUGAACGAGUCGUAGAUCCUCCAAAGCAAGCUGUUUCAGUCUUUGCGGAUACUCAAAGUAGUGAAGUCAAAGAUCGUAUCUUUGAUGAAUUCAACAGUCUCUCUGUUGUGUAUCAGAAGCCGUCAUACAUGUUCACUGAUAAGGAACAUAGUGGGCCAUUUGCAUUCUCGGAAGAACUUGGUAAUCUGUCAAUUGACACAGAAUUGGCAGAUAAUGUAGUUCCUGCUCAGAGAGUUGAGGCAAACGACAAGGAUUUGCUGUUGAGUACUUCAGAGAAGGAAGAGAAUCAUGGUUCUAUUAACAGUUCUGCAUAUAAUGCUCCAUCAUAUGAUGGUUCGAGGAUGGUAGGUGAUUUACAGGCUCAACAAGACCUUGUAUCUUUAGACCAACUACCUCCAGCAAACACGCCUGCCAGCUUGGCAAUUGAUGACCUACUUGGCUUAGGAUUGCCAGUUGCGCCUAGUCCUACUCCUCCGCCUCCAGCUUUCAAGCUUAAUGAUAAAGCUGUUCUAGAUCCCAACAGUUUUCAGCAGAAAUGGCGCCAACUUCCAGUAGCCACAUCACAGGAAAUAUCCAUGAACCCAGAAGGAGCUUUUGCAUUGUCAAGUCCUCAGGUUCUUCUUCGACAUAUGCAAGGUCAUUCCAUCCAAUGCAUUGCUUCAGGUGGUCAAGCCCCGAACUUCAAGUUCUUUUUCUUUGCACAAAAAGAGGGCGAGCCUUCUACUUAUCUUGUGGAGCCUUCUCAGCAUUAUUUCAAUCGGCUUUGGCUGAAUUUGGUUUGCCUUAGGGAUCAAAAUUGGAGAAAAUUGAUACAGAAAAACUUGCAUACCAAGAGAGAGAGCCUCCUAAAACCCAAAUGA